Necator americanus (New World hookworm) is the source of this 1461-nucleotide messenger RNA. RefSeq lists its product as uncharacterized. The record is from RefSeq and is a predicted model, not a curated record. The coding region runs from base 1 to 1461 and encodes 486 amino acids. Lineage: Eukaryota; Metazoa; Nematoda; Chromadorea; Rhabditida; Ancylostomatidae. The transcript is spliced from 6 exons.
AUGACUGCUCUCCGGAACCCGAAGGGAGCAACCAUUGCAUCAAGAAGGGGAAUGGAGAACAUCAUCUACGACUUCUACUCUGAUCUCUUCGACAGCCAUGUCCACUUGCCUCCUCACCAUCUGAGGGAAGACGGACAUGUCAUUCCAGAGGACAGCCAUGCGAGCAAGCAGGGUUUCGAAAAGGAUUCAGCACGAUUGACCACAUUCAAUGAACAUGAAACUCAUCGAGGUAUCACGAAAGUACAAGACGCCGCUCUGCCUCACCUUCAUCGACUUGAAGAAGCCACCCUCGAGAACACAAUGCGACAGUUGGAAUGGGACGACAUGGGAGUGAAGGUUGAUGGUCGGCAGCUACACCACUUGCGCUUCGCUGAUGACAUCGUACUGAUAACAGCUAGUGUCAGCCAAGCGGAACGAAUGCUGACCGAAUUCGAUGAAACAUGUGGAUGCAUCGGUCUUCAGUUGAAUCUACAAAAGACGCUCAAUGGUACGAACAUAUCCGAAUGCACCAGCCACCAGCUGUUUAUCUGGACCAGGAACACCCGGCUCUGUGCUCACCUCUUCAACACUACCGCACUUCCUGCUUUGACCUAUGCUUCGGAAACCUGGGCAUUUCGCAAGCAGGAAGAAAACGCGACUCUUUCGAAUAACUUACGUGCGCCAUCAACUUCCUCACCUCUGACUAUCUUCGUCGCUUGCGCUCCAACAUCAAGCUACGAAGAAGAAGAAGAAGAAGAAGUCGAAGGUUUCCAUAUGGUCUUGGAGAAGUUCUAUGGAGAAUAUCAUGCCUGUUACAAUGUCAUAAGUGGCGUUUUCAAAAUCGACCCAAGAAGAACGCCUGAGGAAAACCCACAACCUUCAAUAGAUGAAGAGGAGGAGAUGUUUUCUAAGGGUAUCAUGAAGACUAAGACCAUUCAUAGGAACUCGCAAUUCCAUAAGCCCUUUUCCCUACGCUGGACGUGGGUGUCACCCAGUAUAGGGUACCCUAAUGACCACAUCAUUGUCAGGGAAAGGUUGUGCUUGACGGAUGUCGUUGUUGUGCCAAAGUUUUAUACGGGAUCGGACCAUCGCCUCAUCCGGGAAAAAUUGUUUACCCGGAGAGAAGAGAAAACCCCAAAGUUCAGAGGGCGAGGUCCUGGAACUAUCAUUAACCGAAGUUUCUUCGCUGCGCUAACCGGCUUAUGGGUAGACUCCGCAGUGGGCAACAUCGAUGAGAAGAGACGCCUGUCUCUCCAAACUCUGAUACGCCAGCAUAGAGCAGCACGAGCAACCAUGAACUCACAUCCGAGCUUGCAAGGCUUUGCAAAGAAGCGAAAGGGAGACCUUAAAGGGAGAAGAGCAGAAAUGCUGGCUGAAACUGCAGAGGCGGGAAAAAGCAUCCUCUACGCUCGUCGAGACUUCGCCAACCGCAAGACGAAGAUGACUGCUCUCUGGAAUCCGAAGGAAACAACCAUUGCAUAG